UCUUCCUUUUUUUUUUGUUUUUCCAUGGCUAUUACAAACCUGAUUUUCCAAAUCACAUUGUAUCUUCUUCUUCCUGCCCAACAUUGGUGAUACAUAUGCUCCAUACCCUCUUGUUUUAUUUUUCUCAUUCUUCUAUUUUGCCUUCUUUACAAAUCUCCCCUUUUUGUUAUUUUUGUCUGCUGUCAUCAAUUUGUGCUUUGAAGUGCGUGUUUUUUGUUUUUUAUUUCCUUCCACUCAAUUGAGAAAAAAAAACGGGAGAGAUUAGGCAUUACAGGUGCGUGUUUUGAGUUCCGGUUAUCCUUUGUUGCAGGGUUUCUGUUUCUUUGUUACAGUGACGGUUAAGGAGGGAAAGAAUGGCUUUUGAUUCUUAUAAGGAAUCUAGCUUUUUGAUUCCGCAAGAGAAGAAGUUUUGCCCCUCAAAUGGGUCGGUGUUGGACGGCCAUUUGAUCAAAAGCUGUGAUUGUUUUGGCAGUUCUUGCUGCCUAUGUUGUUUCAACGAGAAUUUAGGAGAGACAUGUUUUUAUUUGGAGAAUGCAAAGGAAGUGGUUGUUGAUGAUGACACCGAUGAACAUGACAACGAUGAUGAUGUUCGUGGUCGGUUGCCAGUGGACCCUUUUGAACUAGACAUAAAAUCUACAUUGGCAGCAUUCUCAGAUUGGAUUGAGGAUUUUGAUUUUGAAUGGGAUUUCCCACCUGAGGAUAUAGACUUUUUGCUGGCUGAAACACAUGAAAAGAUCGGUGAUCAUGAUCAUCUUCACCUUUUAGGUCUGGGUUGGACUUGGAAUGGCCUUGAGAAGUUGCAACAUGGGUUUAGUUCUAAGGAGAAUGAGAUGUCUGUAUCAGGUGAUAUUUUCAAAGGGUAUCAAAAUUUUGAUGGGGUAUUUGGUGGGGGCAUUGUGGCUGAGGGAAGUGAAGGGGGAUUUACGAGCGUUAAGCAUGACAAUUACUUGGUUCCAAGCACUGAAGCAAUGCAAAACUGCACCAAAAUUGAAUGUGAUGCUGAAGGAGGUGACCCACAUGAUGCUUUGUUUUUUGUCUUGGGUUACCUAGGUGUGCGGGACCUUCUCUCUGUUGAACAGGUCUGCAGAACAUUGCGUGAUGCUGUUAGAGGUGAUCCUUUGUUAUGGAGGACUGUGCACAUUAAUCAGCCAUUGAACGAAAGGAUUACUGAUGAUAAACUUGUGAAGUUAACCAACAGAGCUCAAGGUACCCUUCAAUGCCUGAUCCUGGUGAACUGUUUAUGGGUCACUGACAGUGGUCUUCGAAGAGUUUUACGAAGUAACACAGGAUUGAUGAAGCUUAGUGUUCCAGAUUGUAUCAAAAUCACAAUUGAGGGCAUCUUAUUGAACCUCAGGGCUCUUAAGUCAUAUGGAAAAUCUGGUAUCAAGCAUUUACGAAUUGGUGGGCUUGCUGGUACGUGUCAUGUGACUGAACAGCAGUUGGAAGAGUUAAAGAAAUUACUGGAUACUAGCAAGCAUUUGCAACAUGGAAAUCAGAAGCCGCAAUUCUACCGGAGAGAGUAUUCACAUAUCUUACGUGAAGAUGGCCGUCAAAUCGACGUAGAUGCAUGUCCAAAAUGCAAGAAAGUGAGACCUAUUUAUGAUUGUCCUGCUGAGAGUUGUCAGCAGCAGCAUGUUGCUACUCAGCUCUGUAGAGGUUGCACAGUAUGCAUAAUACGCUGCAUUCAUUGUGGAAGAUGCAUUACGGACAUUUAUGAGGAGACAUUUUGUUUAGACUCUCUUUGUUUGAAUUGUUUUGAUCAGUUCCUGCAUUGUCCAGUGGAAGGGGAAAAGGAAGCUGCAGAAUGCACUAUUAUUGGUGAGAGGACCAGGUAUCAGUUUUGUCUCUAUGGCUAGGAGUGUCUGAUCUUCAUGAUCUUUUGACAAACAUUGGACCAGAAUCUGCACAUUUGGCUGUAUGGUUUUAUUUGUGCAGCAAAGUUGAGAUAUAUUUGGGUUAGAGAGGUACUGUAAUAUUCCUCAAUAGCUGAGCUUCGGUUCCAUAUCACAACUAUUUUUUCUUAAACUGUGAUAGGGAAAACGAAGAAAGGGUUUUGGAGGGGAAAAUUAAUUGAGAUUGAAUUUGGAAAACAACAAAGUUGUAAAAAGGAAAAA
Vigna unguiculata (cowpea) is the source of this 2114-nucleotide messenger RNA. RefSeq names its product F-box protein SKIP14-like. Gene Ontology annotation, molecular function: protein binding. Lineage: Eukaryota; Viridiplantae; Streptophyta; Magnoliopsida; Fabales; Fabaceae. Gene Ontology annotation, cellular component: cytoplasm. The record is from RefSeq and is a predicted model, not a curated record.